Messenger RNA from Thlaspi arvense, 1629 nucleotides. NCBI's taxonomy places the organism in Eukaryota, Viridiplantae, Streptophyta, Magnoliopsida, Brassicales, Brassicaceae. The record is from the annotation of a GenBank genome assembly.
AUGAAGAGGCAAAAGGUAAUCGAGUUAGAUCGUGUGGAAACGAAGGGCUUCAACAUAGACUGGGCGAAUGUUUUGGUCGAUGAGGAAGUGCCGGAGUUGGAGAUCAUCGGCAGUGACGACAAAACUCCGCCGCCUGAGCCGACUCUCUCCGGCGAUGAUUCCGGUGUCUGCGUGCGAUCCCUCAAGGAUUGCGAACUGGAUGAUCAGCUGAAGCGUCAGAGAACGCUUCUUUCUGCUUUCAGUGAGAAGUUACCAGACAAGGGCCACAGAAUCCGCACCCAAAUCGGAAACCUCGAGUACGAGAAGCAGAGAAGAAUGUUCUGCCGCACGAAACCGGUUUGUCUUUACCCGAAAUUGCAUCUCUUUUCUUCAUGUGAAAACUGUUUUCGACGGUUUGGGAACAUUAGGAAGGAAUGUGAAGAGGGGAAUAGCUUGAUUGUGUUUAAAAAUGAAAGCUUUUUGUGUAGAACACAGAAACUCAAUACUUUUGAUGCGGACAAAUGUCUUUCGAAAAGCUCAGAUGUGUUUAGACAAGCGAGUACGGGAUCGAAAGACGUGUCUCGGCCAACAUUUGCUGCUAAUUCUAGUGAGAAUCCCAAAAUGGAUGCUCGACCAGUGAAGAAGCUGUUCAAUGAAGAAGUUGAAGAUUUGGGACGUGAAAGCUGGAAAAGCAAGGCUGGUGGAGAGACGACAGCAGACAAAACCAAUGGGUGGCGGUCGAUGCCAAGGGAGUUGGGUUUGAAAGCACCGCCAUCACAGAGGUCAAGCUGCAGGAAGAAACCAGAUGAUAAAGUGAUUAAUUUGGAUGAAGAUGAACCUGAGUCUCCAGUGGUUGAGAAAGCACUUGAACUUCCCGAAGGGUUACCGGAAGAUAUUUGCUAUCCGUCAAGGGAUGACCCAGACUUUGUUCAAGUGUCUCUUAAUGAUUUUAAAUGCCUUUCACCUGGAGAGUAUCUUACAUCGCCAGUUAUAAAUUUCUACAUCAGGUUCUUGCAGCACCAGGUGUUUUCAGAAAAUCAGACAGCUUCUAAUUGUCAUUUCUUUAAUACAUUUUUCUACAAGAAGCUCAUAGAAGCUUUUUCAUACAAGGGUAACGACAAGGAUGCAUUUUUUGUGAAGUUGAGGCGGUGGUGGAAGGGUUUUGAUCUAUUCCGUAAAUCAUAUAUAUUCAUACCAAUACAUGAAGAUCUCCACUGGAGCUUAGUAAUAAUUUGCAUCCCAGACAAAGAAGACGAAUCAGGACUGACUAUACUUCACUUAGAUUCAUUGGGACUUCACCCAAGACGAUCAAUUUUCAACAAUGUCAAAAGGUUUCUGAGAGAGGAAUGGAACUAUCUGAAUCAAGAUGCUCCUUCGUUGGAUUUACCAAUUUCAGAAAGAAUAUGGAGAGACCUUCCCGAUAGGAUCAACGAAGCUAAAGUUCCACAGCAGAAGAAUGAUUUCGAUUGCGGUCUGUUUGUGCUUUUCUUCAUAAAAAAGUUCAUCGAAGAGGCUCCUCAGAGGCUGCAGUUGCAGGAUUUGGGAAUGAUUCACAAGAAGUGGUUCAAACCCGAUGAAGCCUCUGCUUUGAGGACCAAAAUCUGGAACAAACUCAUUGAGCUAUUCAGUGAGAGUAAUCAAACAGAUUAA